AUGAUCAAGAAUUUACUGUAUAAUCUAUAUUCUCUUCCGGACUGUGACACGCAUUCUGCUUACGCUCAAGAAAGUAUUGACGUUGUUCCAAUGGACAUAGAUACAUGGUCCCCCUCCUCUCACAAACAAACUGCAAGCUUCACAAAUUCACAUAUAAUGCACUUGCAAAGCGUAACCAACACUGCACAAUUACCUCAGUUGACGUUCUCCUCCCUUUGUCCAUCACGGGUUACUAAAAUUGAUCCCUUCGAUCUAUCGGAUCUUACGAAGGCACUUCCCAGGUAUUAUCCGCCGGCGCCCUCAGUAGAGGAACAGUUAGCGCAACAGUUCACCAAGUUACGGUUGUGA
This is a messenger RNA of Paraglomus brasilianum, 348 nucleotides long. The record is from the annotation of a GenBank genome assembly. NCBI's taxonomy places the organism in Eukaryota, Fungi, Glomeromycota, Glomeromycetes, Paraglomerales, Paraglomeraceae.